AUGAAAAUUUUCAAAUUUGAGAGAGGCAAUGCAUACGCUGAACUAUGUGCACAAAGUGGUAUGCUUUCAGGUAAAGUUGCCAUAACAACAAAAAUGUGGACUUCUAGUGAUGGAGAUCGGACAUUUUUUGCCAUCACAGGACAUGUAGUUGCUGAUGAGUGGAAAAGAAAAUCAUUCAUCAUGAGGUUUGCAAAUGUGCCAUUACCUAGUACGAACGAGUCUAUUGCCAAGGUUAUUCUAGAUUGUUUAUCAUACUUCGAGGUGGAGAAAAAACUGUCAACUAUAACCUUUGACAGUUACACUGCUGAUCAAGAGCUUAUUAACAUUUUAGUGGAUAAGCUAUCAGGAAAUGAAUCCCUUUUUAGAGGAAAGCUAUUUCGGCUACCAUGUUUUGCUCAUACUUUAAAUCUGAUAGUGCAAGAUGGAUUCGAUGUGAUUAGGCAUGUAAUUGAAAAAAUUCGUGAUAGUAUCGUGUUUUGGACAUCAUCACCAGAAAGAGAGACAGAAUUUUGGAAAGCCGCCUGUGAGUUGGGUGUGAGCACUACAACAAAGUUGGUGCUUGAUCAUCGGCUGAGUUGGAGCUCAACAUACUUGAUGCUACAAGACUCAUUUGUUCUCAAAGAUGUCUUUUUUCUUUUAGGAAAGCAGAAAUCUGAAUAUAAAUCCUUCCCUAGUAAGGAAGAAUGGAAUUUAGCAAGGGAAGUGUGCAACAAGUUAAAAUUUCUGUUUAAGAAGACGGAGAUUUUGGCAGAGUGUCAUAUUAAAUUUGGUUUAUCUGAGUGGCUCGAGUCUGAGUUUCCAGUGAUUAAAGAGAUGGCUUCAAAGAUGGUAGACAAGUUUGACAGGUACUGGUUUGUAGCCCGUGAUUUUCUAGGAGUAGCGUCUGUAUUUCACCAUAAAUAUCGAUUUGUCACAUUGAAGUUCUAUUCCUCAAAAUUUUAUGGAAAUGAAGCUGAAAGUGAGGUUGAAAAGAUUCGCCAAAUUUUCAUUGAUUUUUACAACGAGUACAAGAGUUCCCUACCUGGCUACCUUUGGAUGAAAAUGAAACCAAUGAUGAUGAUGUGGACCCUCCAGAGUCCCCCGCAAGCUACUCAUUUAGGAUGUUAUGCAAAGAGAUAG
Molecule: messenger RNA, 1119 nt
Organism: Spinacia oleracea (spinach)
Lineage: Eukaryota; Viridiplantae; Streptophyta; Magnoliopsida; Caryophyllales; Amaranthaceae
Product: zinc finger BED domain-containing protein RICESLEEPER 2-like
Exons: 3
Coding region: 1-1119 (372 amino acids)
Molecular function (GO): DNA binding
Source: RefSeq, a predicted model, not a curated record